Molecule: messenger RNA, 1325 nt
Organism: Dermacentor silvarum
Lineage: Eukaryota; Metazoa; Arthropoda; Arachnida; Ixodida; Ixodidae
Product: zinc finger CCHC-type and RNA-binding motif-containing protein 1-like
Exons: 5
Coding region: 219-866 (215 amino acids)
Biological process (GO): mRNA splicing, via spliceosome
Cellular component (GO): U12-type spliceosomal complex
Molecular function (GO): RNA binding; zinc ion binding
Source: RefSeq, a predicted model, not a curated record
AAUCUGUGCCAACUACUUGUUUACCUGGAAUCCUGGAAUACUACCUGAAACUACCGAGACUACCGAAACGCAAAACUGUUGUCCCCUUUUAUUCUUUGCAUCAAGCAAUCAUCAGGCUUUGUGACACUUGUUCAUGGUUGUUGAUCUGAUUGACUGCAAACUUUGCAACUAAUUAGUGCAGACAGCGGUAUUCUGCAACUGAAGCGACCGUCAUCGAGAUGAGUGCGGGUCUUAAGCCGAGCAAGAGCACCGUGUACGUGAGCAACUUGCCGUUCAAGCUCACAAACAAUGACCUGCAUCAGAUUUUCGAAAAGUACGGAAAGGUUGCCAAGGUGACUGUCAUGAAGGACAAGCAGACGUGGAAAAGCAAGGGAGUGGCGUUUGUGCUGUUUGCGGAUCCCGAGUCGGCCAGCAAAUGUGCAACUGCGCUUGACAAUCAGCAGCUGUUGGGACGCACACUCCGAGCAAGCAUUGCGAAGUACAACGGUCGAGCACCCGAGUUCAUCCGCCGAAAGGAAUACAAGGACAAGUCUAGGUGCUUCGAGUGCGGUGAGGAAGGCCAUCUCAGUUACCGCUGUCCACGGAAUUCAUUUGGUGAGCGAGAAGCUCCGCAAAAGAAGAAGAAAAGAAGAAAAUCGCAGCUGCCUAAGGAACAACAGGAAGCAGAGGCCACAGAAAGUGAGAAUGAGGAAGACCCGGCCUUGGAGUCCCUUCAUGCGGCGAUAAAGUAUGAGCAACAACAACGGGAGCGCGAGUCUGGAAGCAGCCAACAAUCUGGUGCACACUCGUCCUCUGAUAGUCGACGUCGAAUUCGCAAGAGUGCCUACUUCAGCGAUGAAGAGGAGUCUGACGAAGGCAAUGGAUGACUCCGGAGCUUGGCCCACCCAUGCAGAUGUUUUCAUGUACAUACGUCAUCUCAUUUACAGACCUCAUCACAUUUUAAUGACACUGCUAAGCUUUGAUUUUCACAUUGGGACGAUUGAAGUGCGGAAGUGACACUCAGUAGCUGCUCACACAUAAGUUUUUCCACUGAUAUUUAUGGUACAUGAAAAAUUCGAAUGCUGAAAAAGUAAUGCAGGACCAAAAAUUGAAAAUCAUGGCUGGUUUGUAGCCAAGGAAAUACCGCUUUAUCUUGUUGGAAAGAAAUUGCGCUGAAAGUUUUGCAAAAACAUUUUGUUAAAGUAUAGUGGGCUGUAUUCUGGUUGCUGUGUAAAUAAUGUCAAUUAUUUAGUGCAAUUCCUGAUGUGAGCUUUGCAGCAACCUCAUGUAUUGUUUUGCCUACGCGUGGUUUUCACGGUGCGAAUAAAGAUGCUUGCUGCAGGCAA